AAUGAAUGAAGAUGAAGAAGGUUUUGAGGAUUUGAAAAAUGGUAUUUCAAAAUUAAUCAAAAUUUCAAAGAAAAGCAUGAAAAAAUACAUUCAAAGUAAUAUGGAUUUUUCAAAAUAUGUUCAUUUACCAAAAUUAAUGGAAGUAAUUAAGGAAGAAAAAGAAUUUAAAGAAAUUUUGGACUUGUGUGAAAAAAAUAUUUAUAGAAAAAAUAAAAAAAAAGUACAUAAAUUGGAAGAAGAGAUUAUACCACAACAAGAAAACAAUACUACAACAGAAAGAGAAAUUGAUCAAUCAACAAGACCAGUUCCAAUAAUAGCAACAGAAGAAAUUCCACAAACAUCAACUAUUGCAGACAACACUAUUGCUACAACACUAAGAAAACAAACUGCAAUAACUACAACAAGUGAUGAAGAAAUUAUUGAAGCUGCAGCCAGAGCAGAAGCAGCAACAACAGCAUCAGCAGACACUGGAACAACUCUUCAAAUAAGUGAUUGUAAUGCAGUCAAUUAUACACAAAUGGAUAUUGGUUUAUUAGAAGAAUUGGGUAUUAAUUUAGAAAUUGGCCAAGAAAUUGAGAUGGAAGAGAUAAAUGAAGAAGAAGAAGAAGAAGAAGAAGAAAUAGUAGAUAAAUUCUACAUUGAUUUACAAAAAAAAAAUGAAAGAAAAAUAGAGGUAGGUAAUAUGUUGAUUGUUCAAAGAACUAAUAAUAUUAUUGUAGACACUGGUUCUUUAAAUAUAAUUGAUAAAACACAAAAAAUAUUUCUCAGAAAGGUAAAACCACAAUUUACAAAUGUUACUGAUUAUACCAUUCUUACAGAUCAAUUUAUUAAGUUAGGUGAUAAAAAAUGGGAAAAGGUACAAUCUAUGAUUAAAACAGAAAAAAAAAUACAAAUAUUUUGUAUUGAAGAUUUAAAAAUGGAUGAUUCACUUCCAAUUAUAACUGGUUGGAAAUUAAUCACCAGUAAUCUUUUUAUAUAUUUAAAGAAUAUUCCAAAAGACAUAGACAUAAAAAAAAUUGUUAAGCAGUUACCUUUUUCCAAAAAUAAUUUGUGUUUUACAAAAAAAACUUUUGACAAAGAAAUUUGUCAAAAUUUGAAAGUCAUGGGAUGUAAGUUAUUAAAUCAUCCCAAUGAAAUAUUCAAAAAAGAGGAAACUCUUGUUAUUAGAUUGCUUAAAGAAUUAAUGUCUGCUGUUAAAUGUUAUUAUGUUGUUCAAAAAUAUUUGCUUUGUUUUUAG
Dimorphilus gyrociliatus is the source of this 1237-nucleotide messenger RNA. Lineage: Eukaryota; Metazoa; Annelida; Polychaeta; Dinophilidae. The record is from the annotation of a GenBank genome assembly.